This is a messenger RNA of Candidozyma duobushaemuli, 1539 nucleotides long. RefSeq lists its product as uncharacterized. Bases 1 to 1539 code for a protein of 512 amino acids. Gene Ontology annotation, molecular function: protein binding. The transcript is spliced from 2 exons. The record is from RefSeq and is a predicted model, not a curated record. Lineage: Eukaryota; Fungi; Ascomycota; Pichiomycetes; Serinales; Metschnikowiaceae.
AUGGAUCAGGUGAUUGCACGAGCAAGGGCGCUCCUCCAGACGUCCCAGGAGACAAAAGCAAUGGAGCUUUUGGCUCCUGAAGUGGCCAAGCAUCAGGACAAUCCUCGGCUUCUCGAGGUGUUUGGAGAGUGUCUUCUAGAAGCUAACGACGUGGAGUCGGCUUACAAUGUUUUGGAAAAAGCUGUAUCUUUGGAUCCUGAAGGAACACAGGGUGUCGACAAGUUUUUAUAUUUGGGCCAGAUCAUUGGCGGUUCCGAUGGUAUCGGGUAUGUGAACAUCGCUUUGGGUAAGCUCCAGGACCAGCUCCAGAAGGUGGUGGAAAACCUGGGUUCUGACGAUACAGUGCUCGUGGAGUUAGCAAAAUUGUAUCCUUCCCUGGAGGACUUGGCCGGGCAUCUUAUCAAGAAGUUGAACCAGGGAAUAUUCGCCGAGAUUGAAAUCUGGAUGACUGACUUGUGCAUGGAGCCUGAGGCUGAGGAGCAGUGUGACAAGUUGAUCUCUCACUCAUUGAGUCUAGACGAGUCCAAUCCUGAAGCAUUGUCGCUUUUGGCAUCGAUCAGGAUCUCUCAACAGAAGAACGACGAGGCCAGGGAGGCAUUGCUUCGUUCAUGGGACUUGUUUCAGGAAAGAAAAGCUGCCUUGGAGCAAGAGGCCAAAGACGCUCAUGAUGCUUCCCUUGAAUACGUCGAGUUAGUGCAACCAUUGCUUGGUCUCGCCAGAUUUGCAAUCGAGCUCGAGAUGUACGAGGCUGCUCCGUCAAUUGCUGCUGCUGUCUCUGAAAUCAAUGACAAUGCUCUUGAUGCAUUUUACUACGAAGCAUUGGCCCAUCUUCUUCGGGCGAAGCAGAUCUACGGUGAGGCCAACCCGGGUUCGGUUCCUAAAGAUAGCGACUACAGAGAGAUCGAGUUGGAAGAAGUCAAGGCAUCCACAGACGAAAACGUGCAGUCUUCUCUUCAUGAAGCACGCUCCGGACUCACUCAAGGUUACAGGGUGUUGAACAGCGCGGCUGCUGAAGCAAUGGAUCCCGAUGUGGCUGGCCAGGUCUCCGAGCUUUUGACUGCUUUGGGAGGACCCAUCAUGGCUGACUUGUUUCCCGAGAAAAGAAACGACGACGAUGAUGAUGAUGGAUGGGAGGACGAGAUUGAAACUGGACAGACAGAGCUCAAGCUUAGACCCGACAUCGAAGGAGCCAAGGUAGGUCCAACCAAGAGAAGCUUAGAAGAGUCGGAGAUGAUCAACAAACGAACAAAGACAGAGGACUACCAGGAGUCGCCGAAUACUGAUGCUUCAAGUACGGAAAGUGGUAGUCUAUCUGAUGACGAACGAGAAGAUGGGGAAAACAAGGAAUCCAGGGAGGUAAUUGCUGACCUCAAGAAAGCCAAGGACGAGCAAAAACCUGAACUACGAAAAAAGGGCUGGAGAAAUACGCCUUUUCGAAGGAGACCUCCGCAAAAGAAGGAAGAGAGCGAAACAAAGUUCACAACGGACUCGGUUAGUUCGGAUAAACACCGGCAGUUUCUCUCCAAGUACAUACGAUAG